CCCCAAAUCAUUGACCUAUUCCGUGUCGCGGAACAAGUUUUUGCAUGUGUGGCAUAUAUGGAAUCAGGUUUGAUAUGGAUCCAGACUUCCUGUCCAGUGUUUUAGCUUUGGCUUUCGAGAACUCGCUCAAAAUAGCUAUGGCGGUAUGUAUGCGUUUCUUCUCCUUUAAUGUUACAAAACCACUGCAUCUUUCAACAUCCACAUCGUUAGUGCCUUCUUGAUGUGAUUUUCUCCAGUUCCCCUUUCCAUUGUUUGAUAUUAGGUUGAUAACUUGCAAAGUCUUGUCAAGACUCGGCCUCAUGGGAGUAUUCAAAGGAAGCUGCGUUGUCAUGUUCAACGUUGGAUAUUUAGACAAUGGGCUGAAUAUGUUAAGGCUUACCUCGCCAUACCAAACGUAGUGAAAACACUCAGGUUAUUAUUUAAUAUCAAUUUAGAUGACCAGAAAGCAGAAACCAAUCAUCGCGUUGCUAGCUAAAUAUGGUAAAAAUGGCAACGGUUUGUGGGUUAAGGUUAAGCUCCAUAUUUCACGUGCCCUCGUGUCUCUUAGAGCGCGACUCCCUUAAGGUUACCCGUCCUUGCUCGACAAUUCACUGGAUAUAUUGUUUGCUUUUUUGAUUGUAUUUUCAGACAUGAUUGCUCAACGCCUGAAAUCCCCCUUUUCAGUAACGCUUCUUUAAAAGAUCAUCAUUUUAUUGAUCGAAAUUUCGUUGAAUACACAUUUCUGCUCAUGAUGUCGGCGACGUCAGGCAAAGAGGACGCAGCAACGGUUGCAGCUGUGGAGAAGCUCAAUGAUGAAGGCAAUGUUUUGUAUAAAUCGGGGAAACUUCUUGAAGGUAUGCAAUUUUUACAAUUACCUUCCUAUUGUAGUCUUUAUGUUCUGUCCUGUCAUCAGACUGAGCAAGACAUAUAGCCGUCAUCAAAUAUCAAGAAGCCAUGGCAGCUGACGAUAACGCUGGCCUAUGUACUCUGAAGCCUUGUCGCAAUAUGACUGCUACCUACUUUGAGCUCGGUAGAUAUACUUCAUGUCGUGAUAUGACCGAGCAGGUAAUCGAAAUCAUCAAAGAGAAUAUGCCAGAGGACAAAUUAAUCCUUGCAAAACUUGCACAACGAGUACAGAGAUCUAUAGAACACAUUCCUCAGGUUUCCGAACAGGAAAAGCUUAAGAGGCGUCUCAAAAUCUCUGCUUCUUUACCGCGUUACCGUGCUUCCUUGUGAGCAGUUAGAACUUUUUCUUCAGUGGUAUUUUUUGGCUAACUACUGUUCAGGUACACGACGGUGCAUUAUUUCACUGUCGGACACGAUAUUGCAGAAAGCCUCUUCAAUGUACUUCUUCAGGAUUUCCCUCGGAGAGAUGAUAAAACAAUGUCAUUUUUUCUCGGUGGCAUUGGUGAUGCUCGCCAUUUGUAUGCAACCAUGAUCGAUCUCCAUGCAUCAGAGAAGAAAGGAAUUGCUCCUCCCCGAAAAUAUCAUUUCGUCGCAAACGAUAUCAACAAAUGUGCUCUCACCAGGGACCUUAUCAUCUGGAAGCUACUAGACGAGCUGUCAACAUUGGCACACGACUCCAACCAGGGCCUGCUGGCUUUAGCUACCAUGUUUUUCAUCUAUGAAUCAUACCUAAUGCCCAAGUACAUCCAUGGAAACUUGCGCACGAUGAUGGAGAACAUUCUUGUCACUUUAGAAAAGGUAUGCGAAUUUUUCAGAUUCUGGUUGGCUGUGAUGGUUUUCUCUUCCGUUUCCUUUGCGAGCCUCUUUUCACUCUCCUCAGUCUUUAAGCCUACCUUGACCUGCCGAUUUGUUGCCUUCAGAAUCAACGGCUGGUAUAUUCAUCUCGAUCUCUUGUAGAUGGCUGGUAAUGCUUGAUUUGCAUCCACUAACUGGGUUUUAGGGCGAUUCGCCACUCCCAUGGGUCUCACUUCAUGCACACGAUAUUCCAAAAUACAUCGAAGUCCUGAAAUCUUGGAUCGGCGAAGACUUCCAGAAUUUUACUGCCUUGGAGGUCAUGCAUGGCAUACGAAUUGCAUUAUCCCAACGCGCGCUUUUUCAUGAUCGAAAUUGCAAGAAGGAGAAGCAAUUGUACACCAGAUACGGAUUUCUACGACCCCCAGAAAAGAUCCUUUCUUCUUUUGAGCCAAGUUUGCUGGAGCUUUUACAAACUCCAUCCAAACCUAGCGUGCUUCGUGGGUAUAUUCAAGAAAACUGGAAAUUCAAUCCAACCAUGAUGGAUCUUGAUUGGUACAAGGAUUUAAAAAGAAGGGGUCGCCCUAAUGAAUUCGAUUUCGGUAACGAUCCUUUCGAUGCUCUUAACCAUUUCGAAUCUUUUUACAAGGGACAGAAGCCCUCAAGCUUGUUUGAUUACAUAGUACCCUUAUUCAAAGGUGCAGCAGAUGCAAUCAAAAAGAUGAAGCAAAGGCUUCACGUUGAAGUCCUCUGUGGAGAUGUUAUUGAAAUUGCCGAAUGGCUUCGUUUUAACAUGUCACCCACCAGAGUUCCACGAUCAGAGAAACUCCCUACAGAGUUUGACGUCAUUCACUUAAGUAGUAUCCCGUCAGUCAGCUCUAAUCCUCAGAUCAGCCUCGUUGUUUCUUCUAUUCCUCUAUCAAACCAUGGCGUUCCCUGGCCCUACAGUUGGGCAAAUUUACAACAUGGAAGCUGACCUCAAUUUACAGUGACUAUAUUGGCGGCCACUUAUCCACAUUUCUUUAUAUCACACCAAUCAUGAAAUUCGCGCCAUCCAGUAUUUUGCAGUCCAAUUGUUUGCGCAAUGCAGGAAGCUGGGACUCCAUUGAGUCAUUUUUAGCAGAUUAUCAAUGUAUCACAGACAAAGAAAUGCUAAGACAGCUCACUGGUGUUAGCGUGAUUAACGAACCUCUCAAGGACAGGAUUUUUCCUUUGAUCGGAUACAACUGGUAUACGCCUGCUCUGCCAAUUUUCCAUGACGACUGGUCGGUCAUGUUGCCUAGAAAUGAUUUCCAGAAGUGGUUUUACGCGCUGUUCUUCAGACUUUCCUUGCCAUACAACAUUAACAUCCUCGACGUUUCUAAAAUUAUUUUCUCUCCUCUCAAUCUUACCAUUCUUUUCCGUCUAAUGGAUCAAUUACGAUCUCUUCACUAUCCAUCCCAUUGGAUGUCGGAGAUUCUUUUGAAUAUCAUCGAGAACAAAGUUGUCACUGACUGUCGUCCUCCAAGAAUAUCACCGAAUUCCGUUUCAGCAUUGAAGCAGCCGCACAAGACAAGAGGCUUGUGCACAAUUCCGUUCUCCCACGAAAUGGCAACUCUCACGCGAUUAUUCAUGCCUCUUCUACCUUUUGCUCUAACAUCUUCGGUUAUUCCAGCCCAAAGCGAUAUCUUCAGGUAUACAUUUUCACUACCCAGCUUCGUGGCUGACCAAGAAUGGCCGACUAACCUCAUACUCGUCUUCUGGAGUCACACGUAUUUUGAAGCUUUCGGUGAUUUCGGAUACCAUUCAUUUGCGGUAAACAUUCGCCCUUUUUUGGAUCCAACCUGGGGUGACGAAAUGGACAGCAAAUUCAAAGGUUCCAAGUUCGAUGCAUUCAGAAACAACGGAUUGAUUGUAUGGAGUACUGUGGAGUGGGAUAUUGAAGCACGUGAAGCACGUGCCUGGAUGCCCAGUGCUCUAGUGGAUAAGAUGAUCAAAGAGGUAGACUGGGCCUGUGGUUUGUUCAGGACUGAUACAUGGGAGAGAUGUUGGGAGUUCCCGGGUAUGGUGUUCGAUGUUAGGAAAGGCGAAGCGUGGAAAGAUGAUAUCACUUCAGCUGCAGAUCAACAAGUUGUGGACUUUGCCAAGCAAGUGUUAGAUCUCGAGAGCUAGGGGUAGUAUUAAUGAUGGUAAGGGGAGUAGCCUUUUGCAUUGGCAUUUAAGUAGUGGGUGGAUCAUAAAUCUGCCGAGAACUGUAAUAGUAAUUGUUGAAUCUCUAAGGA
Molecule: messenger RNA, 3938 nt
Organism: Sclerotinia trifoliorum
Lineage: Eukaryota; Fungi; Ascomycota; Leotiomycetes; Helotiales; Sclerotiniaceae
Source: the annotation of a GenBank genome assembly